CUUCAUCCGUAUCGUCUCGUCCGUUCACUAAGCCCAUCACCAUGUCGACCGUUGCAGCUGCCCGCUAUGGUAAGGACAAUGUUCGAGUCUACAAGGUCCACAAGGACCCGAAGACUGGAGUUCAGACCGUCACUGAAAUGACCGUCUGCGUCCUCCUGGAAGGUGAAAUCGAUACUUCCUACACCAAAGCCGACAACAGCGUCAUCGUCGCAACAGACUCCAUCAAGAAUACCAUCUUUAUUCUGGCCAAGCAGAACCCCGUCACGCCUCCCGAGCUCUUUGGCUCCAUUCUUGGUACCCAUUUCAUCAACAAGUACAAGCACAUCCACGUCGCGCAUACCAACAUCAUCACGCACCGCUGGACCCGCCUUAACAUCGACGGCAAACCACACUCACACUCCUUUGUCCGCGACAGCGAGGAAACCCGCAACGUGCAAGUCGACGUGACCGAGGGCGUCGGCAUUGAUAUCAAGUCCUCAAUCAACAAGCUCACCGUGCUCAAGAGCACGGGUUCGCAAUUCUGGGGCUUCGUCCGCGACGAGUACACAACACUCCCCGAAGUAUGGGACCGCAUCCUUAGUACCGAUGUUGAAGCGACGUGGGCAUGGAAAAGGUUCUCUGGGCUGGAUGAGGUCCGUGGGAAUGUGCCCAAGUUCGAUGAGACUUGGGAGGCGGCGCGGAACAUUACGCUCAAGACAUUUGCCGAGGAGGAGAGUGCUAGUGUCCAGGCGACUAUGUACAAGAUGGGCGAGCAGAUUCUAGCGUACCAGCCGCUUCUUGAGACUGUCGAGUACUCGUUGCCGAAUAAACAUUACUUUGAGAUUGAUCUGAGCUGGCACAAGGGCCUUAAGAACACGGGCAAGGAUGCUGAGGUGUUUGUUCCCCAGACAAACCCUAACGGACUGAUCAAGUGCACUGUCGGCCGGAAGUCCAAGGCUAAGCUAUAG
This is a messenger RNA of Aspergillus nidulans FGSC A4, 947 nucleotides long. Its product is annotated as factor-independent urate hydroxylase uaZ. The record is from RefSeq and is a predicted model, not a curated record. Gene Ontology annotation, molecular function: urate oxidase activity. The transcript has 3 exons. Gene Ontology annotation, biological process: purine nucleobase metabolic process; urate catabolic process. NCBI's taxonomy places the organism in Eukaryota, Fungi, Ascomycota, Eurotiomycetes, Eurotiales, Aspergillaceae. Gene Ontology annotation, cellular component: peroxisome. Bases 42 to 947 code for a protein of 301 amino acids.